AUGAACACCGCAACGACGCAUACGAACACCUCCUCGAGUGUCAGGAUAUACAUGUUGUGGAUGGAUGCCACAGUCGACUCCGCGCAGUGGAAACUCGAUGCAUUGCAAACGCUUCACGCACGCUUGGUCGCGCACUGCGCACUGGUCUCCUCGCUGGCCGCACCGAUCAGACUCAUCUCGGAGGACCUCCUUCUGCGCAUUCUCACAUACGCAUGGCCUUGCACGAUGAAGGACAGGCCACAGUUCACCCUGUCUGUCGCGUCUGUGUGUCGGUCUUGGAGAGAGGUAGUGAUUGAGGCGUCCGAGCUUUGGUCGACGAUACCCAUUAGUAUCAUUCAUCCGUGUCUCCCCAACCUCCGGCUUUUCAUUGAGCGUUCGCGCUUGCAUGGGUUAGAAAUCAACCUCCACUCCCUUCGAUACAAAGACUAUUCUGAAAGUGGCAAUUUAUCUUCACGGGAGGAACAGGAGCACAAAAAUGUGGUUGUGGUACUGAAACUUCUUGUCCCUCAUCUCAAUCACUGGAAGUCCCUCUCGAUAUGUCUUCCGAUCAAUUACAUAACUCAAGUGCUUGCCUCUAUGGAAGGACCCGCCGAUCUUCUCGAUGAAUUAUACGUCUUCCCUAAGGGUUCAAUGUAUGGCUUCCUGAAAUCCUCUGUGUUCCCUGCUCAUUUCAAAGCUCGGAGAUUAACCAUCCUGGAUUUACAUGGUAUACAAUUCCCCGAAACAGUGGUUUUCCAGGAUGCUCUUCCUGCAUUGCGAACGCUCAAGCUGUCAUAUGCAAAGAUGCCAGGUCGAAGGAGUAUGCUGCAGAUGUUGGAGCCUUCGUGUCACCUCGAGCAUCUCGAGCUUGUAACACCACAAUUCGUCGCUCGGUUGGGCGUUGAUUACUUUCCGAGAGUUGCCUUGGUGAAACUGAAGUCUCUUUCAUUCGGUUAA
Messenger RNA from Sparassis crispa, 936 nucleotides. RefSeq lists its product as hypothetical. The record is from RefSeq and is a predicted model, not a curated record. The transcript has a single exon. The coding region runs from base 1 to 936 and encodes 311 amino acids. Lineage: Eukaryota; Fungi; Basidiomycota; Agaricomycetes; Polyporales; Sparassidaceae.